UCAACGCUUAAAAAUGGAUUCUGUGUUGGGCUGCUUUUGCUCUACUAGUAAAUCCAGUAAUACACUUGGGUGUAAGGAGCUAGCGAUCCUUUCUUCGGAAACAAAUUUUACUGUGAGUGAAGUAGAGGCUUUGUAUGAUCUAUACAUGACUAUAAGCAAUUCCAUAACUGAGGAUGAUCUCAUUAACAAGGAAGAAUUUCGACUUGCACUUUUCAACAACAGCAGUAAGCAGAACCUCUUCGCAGACAGAGUAUUUGAAUUGUUUGAUAUAAAGAAAAAUGGGGUAAUUGAAUUUGAAGAUUUUGUUCAAUCAUUGAGCAUCUUCCAUCCAGACGCUCCUGAAGCAGACAAAAUAUCAUUCAUGUUUAGAUUGUAUGAUCUACGGCAUACGGGAUACAUAGAGCGUGAUGAGUUCAAGGAGAUGCUGCUGGCUCGUCUGAGUGAAUUAGAUUUGACACUUUCAGAUGAAGAUGCCGAAGCAAUAGUGAAUAAGGCAAUGAUGGAGGCAGAUUUGGAUAGAGAUGGGAGAAUUGAUCCAGAAGAGUGGAAGGAACUGGUAGCAAGAAAUCCAUCUCUCAUAAAGAACAUGACUCUUCCAGUUUUAAAGGAGAUAACACUUGCAUUCCCAAACUUCGUCAUGAAAUCUCAAGUUCUAGAUUCAAAACUAGUUUCCUAAAAAGAUUACCAGAUAUAGAGUACCAAUUACCGGAGAUGCUGAACAAAUCAAGAAACACUUCCACUUGGAGAUAUAAUGAUAUGUAAUUGUUGGACUUCAGAGCAGCACAGAAAAGAUGUUUGGAACCAUGAUUUACGAGGUUGCUGGCAAAGAGAUCACAAAGCCAACAGGAAAAUCCUGUUGUGAUAUUUUUAAUAAUAACAUUUUUCCAGUGUUUCGUCCGGUCAUUUCAAUUGUAGUUCUCAUUUUCUGAAUUCAUCUUUUGGCCCGGUUCACUGCAUAGUGAUGAUUUUCUGUGUUGCUUUUUUGGUUUUUAAAUGUUGCGGGGAAAAAAAAUCAAGAUGAAUGUGAGCUUGCAAUCUUAUACAGGUUGUGUUUGGAAUGAAUGUUCAAAAAAUUCCACUUCUCAUUUUUUCCUUUCCUGUGAACAGAGCAUUGAGUACUUUGUCUUGUCUUUUAUUUUUUUUUUCUUUUUCUGUUUCCUGACUAAAUUUCUCGAUCUUCUCCAUUCUACUACUCAAAUGACCACAAUAGUAGAUACCAUCUCAAGUAAAAUGGCACUUUAAGUCCUUUCUGUCCUUGGAACUUUGAUCAUUAAAUUGUUAGUUUUGUAUUUAUUUAUUUAAUUUACAAGGUAACAAUAAUUUUUUUUUUUUUUUUUUUUUUUUUUGUGACAAACAGGUUAAUCUUUGAUUUUAGUUCAUGAAUUAUUGAAAAAAUGGCUUAUGUGCGUGU
This is a messenger RNA of Cornus florida, 1411 nucleotides long. Its product is annotated as calcineurin B-like protein 7. Gene Ontology annotation, molecular function: calcium ion binding; kinase binding. The coding region runs from base 14 to 676 and encodes 220 amino acids. The record is from RefSeq and is a predicted model, not a curated record. The transcript has 8 exons. Gene Ontology annotation, biological process: calcium-mediated signaling. NCBI's taxonomy places the organism in Eukaryota, Viridiplantae, Streptophyta, Magnoliopsida, Cornales, Cornaceae.